Messenger RNA from Hirundo rustica (Barn swallow), 891 nucleotides. It is a transcript of the gene STOML3, whose product is annotated as stomatin like 3. Gene Ontology annotation, cellular component: plasma membrane. The transcript is spliced from 7 exons. The record is from RefSeq and is a predicted model, not a curated record. NCBI's taxonomy places the organism in Eukaryota, Metazoa, Chordata, Aves, Passeriformes, Hirundinidae. Bases 40 to 891 code for a protein of 283 amino acids.
CAUCUGUGAGGGCAUCAGAGCUUCCCUCAAAGAGAGAGGAUGGAUCCCCAGAGAGAGAGACCCAAGGAAGUGAACACAGAACAUCUAAUUGCUGACAGGCGGGAAGGAAUUGGUGUCUGUGGCUGGAUCCUGGUUUCCCUUUCAUUCAUCCUGGUGCUUAUUACUUUUCCUAUUUCCAUCUGGACAUGUAUUAAGGUUGUCAGAGAAUAUGAACGUGCUGUUGUGUUUCGUCUGGGACGUAUACUGUCUAAGAAAGCAAAGGGACCAGGAAUUAUCCUUGUACUUCCUUGUACAGAUACGUUUAUCAAGGUUGAUCUUAGGACCGUUACCUGUAAGAUUCCUCCACAAGAGAUUCUCACGAGAGAUGCUGUUACUGCCCAGGUGGAUGGGGUGGUGAGCUACAGGAUCCACAGCGCUGUCAGUGCUGUUGCCAAUGUCACUGAUGUCCACUCUGCGACCUUGCUUCUGGCACAGACAACCCUGAGAAACGUCCUGGGUACACAGAGCUUGGCUGAGCUGCUGGCAGGUCGUGGGGAGAUUGCACACAGGAUCCAGGCUGCCCUCGACAGUGCCACGGAGCAGUGGGGAGUCAAAGUGGCCCGUGUGGAGGUCAAAGAUGUCCGGAUCCCCAUGGCCAUGCAGAGGGCAAUGGCAGCUGAAGCAGAGGCUGCUCGAGAGACAAAAGCUAAGGUUGUGGCAGCUGAAGGAGAAGUGAAUGCUUCCAAAGCUCUCCAGAAGGCCUCCAUGGUGCUGGCCGAGUCUCCAGCGGGUCUGCCACUGCGUUACCUGCAAACAUUAACAGCUGUGGCAGCACAGAAUAAUUCCACCAUUGUCUUCCCUCUCCCUAUAAAUAUGUUUGGGAGUUCGGGGUGGAAAAAUAUAGGGGGAUAG